Messenger RNA from Papaver somniferum (opium poppy), 1345 nucleotides. RefSeq names its product mechanosensitive ion channel protein 2, chloroplastic-like. The record is from RefSeq and is a predicted model, not a curated record. NCBI's taxonomy places the organism in Eukaryota, Viridiplantae, Streptophyta, Magnoliopsida, Ranunculales, Papaveraceae. Bases 114 to 875 code for a protein of 253 amino acids. The transcript has 4 exons.
UUCUGAAACACCAAAACCCUUUAAAUCAAUAUCCCCGUCAGUUCUUUUCUUUUCUUUUCAAAUUCUGAUACCUGGAGUUACAGCUUUUCUCACCGGUUUCCGGUAAUAGUAUAAUGCAAUCGUUGAGUAGAGGAACUCCCAAUGGAGUUGCAAUAUCUCCAUUACCAAACCAAAGAAUUACAAUUUAUUCCAAUCUCAUUAGGUUUUCCUCCUCCCCAUUCAAACUUCCCAGCACACGCUCACUUCCAGGGUCAAGAUUGAAAGUUUGUAGUUCCAUGAAAUUCAUCCCUAAUGUUGCGAAACAGACUUCUACUUCGAUGAUCACUGAAACAAGUUCACUAAUUCCUCAUAAAAUUGGACUACUUGUUAAAGUUAUUAUAGCCUUUGGUCUUUUGAGAGUGGGUUUAGAGCUGAUUCAUAAACUUUUGAGGUGGGACUUCCUAGAUGUUAAUGACCUGAUAACAACUCAAUUUGAUGGAAGAGAAAUCUUUGGAUUUGUUGAAAGAAAAGAAUUGUUUGGUAUAACAGUUAAGAUGAAUGAUGGAGAACGGGUUUUUAUUUCAAAACGAAAAUCAAAUGGUGUUAUCACCAAGUUUGAUCAUCAAGUGAAGAAUGGAGAGCGUGUUAAUUGGAGAUUUACAAUGGAGCUGGAGGUUGAAAUGAGUCAGGUUGACAGAAUUAAGAAAGAAAUCUGUAAGAUCUUGGAAGAGGACGAAAAUUUGGUGCAAGAAGAUUCUUUUGUCGUUGAAUGUCACUUUGAUUUUCCUAAUAGAACAGUAGUGUUACUAGUGUCCUGCUUUACCAAGACUGACACACAUGAGGAUUACUUCGCAAUUAGAGAUGCCUUGCUUCUAAAAUUGAGGCAAGCUUAUUGACACUACUAGCUAGUUCUACAGCAGAAUUGCUUCUUCCAGAGUUCAUAAUAUUUCUCAUAAUCAUCAAGUAAAGGCGAUAUCUCCUCUCUACAGUGAGGGGUUUGUACAUUUUACUGUCUCUCUAUCUCUCUAUCUGUAAUAUUUCUUUCCUUCUGUUCAUUUUCUUGGAAAGGGGGUGUAAAUAAUUUUUGGGAUAGCUUAGAAUCAUGCGAGAAAAUCAUUUGUCUUAGUCCUCUCAGUAAAUUGUGAUUUGCUACAAACAUAGAAUAUCGGUCAACUUUUAAACGCGAGUAAAAAAUACCACUUCUGUGAAAGAGAAACUAUACGUUGGUCUUUGGAGUCCUCUGUCAUCACCUUAGAGUUGACGCGGAAGAUGUUGCUGGUCUCUUUCUCUCUCUCAAAGUGUCGCCUCUUUUGAAAAACAUAAUAUUUGUGUAUGAUUAAAGAUGCAAUUCAUACUUUUGAUUCUC